AUGGGCAAGCAGGGUCCUUGCCAUCAUUGUGGAAUCACAAGUGAGCAAUUAUUUUACGCUAUUUUUCCUUUGCAGCGUUCAUGAUCUUUCAUCAGUUCUUGUGGGAUGUUCCUCUCCGAGCUUUCCCUCACCGUUGAUGUGAACCUCGUAGCGCAGCAGCCCAAUCUCUCUUCGGCGUUUCCUCCGAUUGUUCUUCAUAUGUUUCCUUCACUUUUCACCUGUUUUCGUCUCUAAAUCCUUGGUUUGUGCUCUUUGAUCCACCUUUUUGUGUUUCUGACGGAGGCAGGGGGGCCCCUGAGGGCUUCUACAUUUGAUCAGCCUGCUGCUGCUUCAUUUCUUCACCGUCUUGUUCCGUUCAUAUUGGUCCUGAAGUUUCUGAUGAAGCAUUUUUACUGUGGAAAAAUCCUCCCUUAUCUGUUUCAGGGUUCCUCCUCACAUCAUGCAGUAGCUCUCCUCUCCUCGCGUUUGUCCUCUCUUUUACUGUCUUUCAGAGGAGAUGGCCUUGUUGAUCUGUAUAGUUCUUCAUAUGCUGCCUGAUUCACUUUGUAGAACUUCUACUAGUUGAAGAGAAAUAAAAAUAAAAUAAAAUGAUGGGCCUGCAGAGGGCUUAUUAAACUCCGAACUCAUGCUUUGGGAUGCAUCUUCUCCCUGUGACGAUCAGUUUUAUGGAAUUAAUCUUUAAAGCUAAACUGUGUUCAGAUUUACAAAGAAUGAAGAUCGUGUCAUUUAUGGAUAUUCAUCUCCGAAUGGAAACAUCUGAUGGAUAUGCUGAGCACUCCUUUGUAUGGUAUUUCUGGAGCUUUGAGUACUGAGCUGGAAGAGAUGAUGCAGGCACUCCUCUUUGGCGAAAUGGGCCGCCAGAGAAGCCAAUCCUUUGCAAUGCAUGCGGUUCAAGGUGGAGGACGAAGGGAACGCUUUCAAACUACACUCCCCUUCAUGCCCGCGAGAAUAUUGACUUGAAGGAUAUCAGGCUUCCUAAAAUCAAACCGAACGAGCACAAGUUGCAUAAAAGGAAGCAGACUGACUGCAAUCUUCAGGCUGAGCAUGAACACGAGAUUACCAUCUCCGAUGAGAACUUCCAUAAGGCUCUGGAGGAGGAUACCAGCAACAGAUCUAGCUCUGGGUCUGCAAUAUCCUAUUCGGAGAGCUGCUCGCAUUUUGGCGGUGUGGAUGCAAGUGAUCCCACAGGUUGUAUCUCCUCUUCUAAGCUCAUACAAGGCAUGAAUUUCAUUCAACUGGAUGUCUUCUGUUUCUUCUUGGUGCUCCAAAGAAGUGCUGGACUUGGAAGGGUUGAGGCAGUGGUUUGAUCAUAACAAGCUUCUUCAAUCUCUUGCGAAUUUUACAUACAAAAUGCUGUUGAUUUGUAUUUCUAUUCAUUGAACCUACCUUCACUUAAUCAGCAAGAAUCCCACACCUCCUGUUGGGUAUUUGUGGCCCGUUUGACAUUUUUCUACCUUUUCUAUCUCAGUCCCUGGUUCAUUAGUUGACGAAAUUUUGGUAGAUAAUCUGGUUUUUUUGCAUGCUGGUUUCCUCUGUUUUAGCUGACAGGCAGAAACAAUGAACUGCCCAGUUCCCAUGUGUGUGCAUUUGAAAGAAGAUGAUGAUUUCACUACAUGAUGGAUCGGGCUUCAUUUUAUUUAUCUGGGAACCUAUGCUGAUCGUUGAAAACUUUUAGACAGCUACUAGCAUAGUGUAAGAUGAAAAUUAGUCAUGGAUGCACUGAGUGUGAUGCUUCUGCUUGUUGUGAUCUGACGCGGGAAUGAAUCAGUGCACAUAUUCUUCAUUCCUUUUGAUGUUGGUUCUAAGGUUAGACACCCAUAUGUUGGUCAAGUAGGCUUUGUGUUGACGCCCAGUAUUGACACCCAUAUGGUUGGAUGAUACAUCCAUCAUCUUCUAGUUCUAAAAGGUUGCAGCCUUCUUAGCAUUCAAGGGCUUGCCAGAGCCAUUUUAAUCGGCUAUCCUUUAGAAAGUCAAUGUCCCUGAGAAAUCUUCUCAAGCAAUUCCGAUUUAUGCUUCUAGUGUACACACCUCUGAAGCACAGAUUCUGGGCGACUGGCAAUAGACUUUUUUCCAGUUGAUAUUCUCAAAUAAGAGAGUCAUCAGUCUUUUCUUCCAGCUGCGAUUUCUUUUGGUGGAAACACUUGCUAAUGAUAUGACGGAUUUAUUUAGUUCUUUGUUUCAAAACUUUGAUCGUCUCAGGUUGCUUAUCUGAUGCUACUGAUCUUUGUCUAGGUUUAUCCUCUCUCAUGCUCAAGUAUCCUCUCUCAUGAUUCUCCACAGUUGGAGCACCCUAGAUGUUGAUUGGAAUCCCACAGCAUAGAAGAGACGUAGAACCCAAGACUUGUUUACUGAAUCUUGUCAAUCAGCUAAAUCAAAUAUUUUUCUUAUCUUUUAUUUGAUAACUCUGAAGAUUGGGUUCUUUGGGUUUUUUAUUCUUGAGAAAUGCCGGAGUUGGACUCUAA
Molecule: messenger RNA, 2462 nt
Organism: Spirodela intermedia
Lineage: Eukaryota; Viridiplantae; Streptophyta; Magnoliopsida; Alismatales; Araceae
Source: the annotation of a GenBank genome assembly